AUGCUGGAGAUCUUCCGGAAUGACCUAAGUGGAUUGAACGCUGCCCGGUUUAUCCUCGCUCAGGUCACCCAAAGGCACACCCAACUCGACAUCUCACGCUGCCCUGCCCUCGGCGACCAGGGGCUCAUCGCUCUGCUGAAGGGUCUCUCAGCUCAGCCUGGCCCCGCAAAUGGCGCUGUCCGAUCCUGGAUGACCAUGGUGCUCACACAGUGUGACUUGGGGGACGCAGGGCUUCAAGCGGUACUUGACUUUGCGGGGAAGGCGAAGAUGCAGGAGCUAUGGAUGAGUCGUAAUAAAUUUGAGGCCAGCGCUUCAUCAGUGACCACUCCGAGCCGAUCCCGCCGCUUUCAUCCACUCGAUCAAUGCCUCACACCUCCGGAGCCUCACUCUCAACGACAAUACCCUCCUCCUUUCCGCUUCGGUCAUCAACCUGUUCGAUACCCUCUCCGCCCCCCAUCUCGUAACCUCAGCCUUCGCGGGUGCCAAUUUGGGACUGAGGCCAUCACGGCUAUCGGCGACUAUCUCUGCGGCAAGAGGUCCCGUCCCCUCAAAUCCCUCGACCUUUCGCACAACAAGUUCAAGCUGGACGAUAUCCGGCGGAUCGUCGAAAGGGUCGAGCAGGGUUGCUUCACUCUGCUGGGUGGUGGGGACUCCAACUCCUCCGCAGAGGGAGACAUUGGCCUCCACCCCACUGCGUUCCAUGGAGAGGAUCCUAUGGAGGAUGAGAGGAUCAAGAAGGAAGUGAAGCGUAUGACGGCCCUGUACGAGCGCAACGAGGCGCUCGCGGACCGGGUCAAGCGCGCGGCGUCACGAUGUCUUCCCUACGCUCGGAUCAUACUCAACGCUAUCCCUAUCCCCACAUCCUCAACCCUCAAGACAAUCGGGUCUUCGUCUGUCAACCAUCAUCAACCUUUCUUUAGGAUCCUCGACCUCCCCCCAGAGCUCGUCGUCCACGUCACUCGGCACACCUCCGGCGACCCCACCGCCCUAUCGGACGCGCAAUUCCUUCGGCUGCGCAAGGAGGCAGAGGAUUCUGAGGGACUUGCGAGGGCCAUCGAGGCGGCAGCGAAGAGGAAGAAGGACGAGCAGGGUCGCUUUAUGAGGGAAAGCUUCAACGAUGGGCUCGACGAGAUGCGCCAGACGCGCAGAAUCCAACAGGCCAAGGCGGAAUGGCUCAAGUCGGGUAGCUGGGACAGGUGGGAGCGGGAUGUCUAG
Molecule: messenger RNA, 1215 nt
Organism: Dioszegia hungarica
Lineage: Eukaryota; Fungi; Basidiomycota; Tremellomycetes; Tremellales; Bulleribasidiaceae
Exons: 3
Coding region: 1-1215 (404 amino acids)
Molecular function (GO): protein binding
Source: RefSeq, a predicted model, not a curated record